AUGGCGCUCCUGGUAUGGGGAAUCCUCUUUACAUCCUUUAGCCAGGGUAAUGCGAUUUCCAUUCGAUCCAAUGCAGCGUGUGGCUUUCAUUUGUCAACUUCGUCAAGCUCGGGUGAAAUCUCCGUUGGCCAAUUAAGCAACGGGCAGGCGAGAGCUGGUAAGGGGAUCAAACCGUCCGUCUUCACUUGGUUCGGUGAUGCGUUUUUGGAUCAGCAGGGGAGGGGGUGUUGGUGGACUCCCCCUACAUCCGUCCUCCAAUGCGACAUCAAUCAACAACCCGACCACCGCUUCGAGAUUGGCUGUGACGGCACCUUGAGCUACCUUAGUCAGUCGACCUUCUAUCAAUGCCAAACCGGCGAUGACGAUCAGGUCAACAUAUACUUGUCGUCGAGUGGUGGUAAUUGUCAACCCAUCAGUUUGGUGACCAGUGGGUGCGGCAGCUUGAGCCCUCAACCACAACCCCAACCCACCGUUCAUCCAGCCCCCGUCCUCCCACCAGCCCCAGUCUCCUGUCCACCCGACCUCGAUGGCCCCUUCGAAUCCCCUCACCUCAUAAUCCCCAUCGACAAAGCCCACCCAACGAAACCCUACGGCUCAUCACUCUUCGGCCAAGUCUCGGAAAACGCAUCCACAAUCUUCAACUUCGAUAUACCCCUUUCCUCGGCCGCCACGGAUCAAAGCUGCAAGACCAUCUUUGCGUUUCCAACCAAAGACCAGCUACAGACAUCGUCGUAUUUCUUCACGGGGGAUGGACUGGUAAGUUUUGCUAGGUUGGGUGAGGACGUGGGGGUCGGGUUGGAUACUACAUAUGAUAAAGCGGUGGAGAUGGGGAGGGGGGAACGGGAGUUGGGGGUGUUUGAGUUGAGACCCGGGAAUACUUAUGUUAUUGAGAGUUUUGAGUGUAAGGAGUUGGCAGGGAGGGAGGUGGUGUAUGUGAUGAUGGUUGCGAAGGGGUAUGGGGAUGGAGUGGAGACUUGUCUGGUAUAUUUUCAGGAUUGGAAUCCGAGUCCGAUUGGGUUAUUUAUAAGGAAGUGCUGAGGGGUUAGGGGAUGGGAUGCUUCGAGAGGCUGAACAGAAGAGGAUGAGUGUUGAUAACUUUGCGAAAGAGAGGAGGGGGCAUGACUUGGUCUUAGGUGGAGACCAUUUUGGUGAUUUUCUGCUCAAUCGGAGCACACUCUUAUCCGGUGAUUUUUGGACGCGGAAUUCAAGGCAUAUAGUAGGAUUACUUAGGGAUGUCGUACACUCGUAAGUAAUGCGACUUUUUGACGGAAGAAUGAUGCAUACUUGAGUACGUUCG
Pseudomassariella vexata is the source of this 1297-nucleotide messenger RNA. RefSeq names its product ubiquitin 3 binding protein But2 C-terminal domain-containing protein. Bases 1 to 1038 code for a protein of 345 amino acids. The transcript has 3 exons. The record is from RefSeq and is a predicted model, not a curated record. NCBI's taxonomy places the organism in Eukaryota, Fungi, Ascomycota, Sordariomycetes, Amphisphaeriales, Pseudomassariaceae.